Messenger RNA from Dentiscutata heterogama, 549 nucleotides. The record is from the annotation of a GenBank genome assembly. NCBI's taxonomy places the organism in Eukaryota, Fungi, Glomeromycota, Glomeromycetes, Diversisporales, Gigasporaceae.
AUGUCCGAAGUAUUUCGCGGCUUACGUCCAAGCAUCCCAAAAUAUAUACCAAAAUUAAUUAUUGAACUGAUUAAUAACUGUUGGCACGCUCGACCAGAAAAAAGAUUGACCUCUAAAGAAAUAUAUGACAAUAUAAAUAUAUUUAUUGAUGAUAUUUCAAACAAUAAGUCGACUGAAUUCGUUAUGCAAAUAAAAGAGGCUGAUGAAAUAUUACAAAAAUUUUUAGAAUCCGGCUCAUCAAAUGACAUUGAGAUGCAUCCCAAUGCAAUUUACAGUAGCAGGCGACAUAUUCCUCUAUCGAAUAAAAAUGUCACAGAUCAGGAUUGCCAUAUAGAUAGUCAAUUUGACCACAAGAAUGAUGUAAACUUACUAAUUUCGCAAGUCGGCGCUAUUAAAGUUGAAAAUGACGAACACUUCCACAAACAUGAUAAAAUGAAUUAUGACAUAAAUUAUGAGCAGGAUAGUGAGGGCCUACUAAUUCCGAAAGCAAACGUAAUUGAAGUUGAAAACAAUGAAAUCUAUCAAAAGCUUGCUGACGAAACAAACUUU